Messenger RNA from Solea solea (common sole), 2516 nucleotides. Its product is annotated as aryl-hydrocarbon-interacting protein-like 1. The record is from RefSeq and is a predicted model, not a curated record. Bases 96 to 2069 code for a protein of 657 amino acids. The transcript has 8 exons. NCBI's taxonomy places the organism in Eukaryota, Metazoa, Chordata, Actinopteri, Pleuronectiformes, Soleidae. Gene Ontology annotation, molecular function: protein binding; peptidyl-prolyl cis-trans isomerase activity.
CACUCUCCACAGGAUAAUUAGAAAGCCAGAAGAACACAGUCCUAGAGAGGAAAGAAAUCCCCGCAUAAGUACUGCCCAAGGCAGAGAGAGUGACAAUGGAGGAGACUUACCUUCUCACCCACCCAGGCGUCAGGAAGAAGAUUCUGGCUGGAGGCACAGGACCACUGCCACACUGUCCACCUGGGACAAAGCUGGUGUUCCACUUCCAGACGCUGCUGGACGACUUUGAGCGCACCGUCAUCGACAACAGCCGUCUGGCCGGCCGGCCGGCGGAGAUCUUUGUGGGGAAGAUGUUUAAGAUGGAAGUCUGGGAGACUCUGCUGACCUCCAUGAGGACUGGCGAGGUGGCCGAGUUCUGGUGCGAUGCCACUCACACGGGCUUGUAUCCCAUUGUGUCCAAGGGAAUGAGACUGAUUGCUCAAGGGAAAGACCCCCUGGAGGGCCAGAGGCACAUGUGUGGCAUGGGAAACCUGUUCCACUAUCACUCCACUGGCUUCCCAGAGCUGGAUGAGAUAAUGAGAACGCCGCAACCGCUCAUAUUCAUCAUGGAGCUGCUGCAGGUUGGAGACCCCAUGUCCUACCCCAGAGAGUCAUGGAUGAUGGAAAAAGAUGAGAAGCUGCAGACGGUGCCAGUUCUCCACAUGCGGGGCAAUGCACUGGUCAAGCAGAGGCAAUUCAGCGAGGCUGCCAGCAAGUACAAAGAGGCCGUCCUGCUGCUAAAAACAGUCCAGUCCAGAGAGAUGCCGGGCGAUAUAGACUACAUUAACUUGGGUCGAAUGAUCAUCCCUCUGGAGUUGAAUUACUGCCAGUGUAUGUUGGAGCUGGAGGAGUAUUAUGAGGUCAUAGAGCACACCACGGAACUGCUGGAGAAACACAAAGACUGUGUAAAGGGCUACUACAAGAGAGCCAAGGCACAUGCUGCAGUGUGGAAUGAAAAGGAGGCUCGGAGAGACUUCAACAUGGUGGCCCGACUCGACGUCACCCUGGCUUCUCUUGUCGGCAGAGAGCUGAAGGCCCUGUCAGAGCGCAUGAAGGAGAAGUACUGGGAGGAGAAGGAGACGUAUUGGAACAUGCUGGAGAAAAAGGAGGGCAGAAAUGAAACGGAGGAGGAAGAGGGGCUGGGUGAAGAAGCAGAGAGGGGAGAUAUAGGAACGCAAGGACGUAGUGAAAGUGUGACCACAGAGAAUACAAAUGAGUGUGAGGAAGAAAGAGGUAAAGAGGGUGGAGAUGAAGAGAGCAUGGUCAAGCUGACACGGGGCGAGGAAGCAGGGAGCAAAGACAAAGCAAGCUUAUCCAAAACAGAGGGGAAGGACUGGCAGCAGAUGCUGCGGCUGAUCAUGUUCCUGCAGAAGGAAGGAAACUUCCUCAUCAAGGAGAAACACUUUCAAGAGGCUUGCGGGAAGUUCACCGAGGCCAUAGAAUAUGUGGACUUCCUUCAAAACAAGGUGGACGAGCGGGGCGACGACUGGGACUCGCUGGAGAAAGUGCGUCUCUCACUGACCCUCAACCUCGGCCAGUGCAAGCUGGAACUGAAAGAGUUCCGGGAAGUGGUGGAGCUCAUCAACAAGCUGCUGAAGAGACAUAAAGGUAACUUUAAAGCAGUGUUCCAGCGGGCGCAAGCACACGCUGCUCUGUGCAAUGCAGUUGAAGCUCGGCGGGACUUUGAAAUGCUGGAGAAGCUGGACCCCAAGUUCAAACCUUGGGUCCGCCAGGAACUGAAGAAGCUGGGAGAGCGCAUCCGCAACAUGCACGCCCACCAGAAUAAGACUUAUUGGGAUACGACACAGGAGAAGUGGGGAGCCGGUGGAAGCGAGACCAAGAAGCACAUUGAAUGUGUACAGAAAACCUCAGAGGAAAAAACUGAGGAGAGUAAGACUAAAGGGGAGGAAAGCUCAGAGAAACCCGUCCCGGCUGAGACAGAAGAUGAUGCAGCGACAGAGGAAAUCCCAGAUGUGAAAGCAAAGCACAGCAAGAAGCUGGAGAGUGGGGGAGCGAGCGAAGAGGCGUUAGAUAAUGAAAAUCUAGAACGUACAGUGGAUGCGGGGCGCAGGGAGGGGGGCACCAGAUAAUCGAGCACAAGACACAGAUAGUGACCCUGCUGCGUCCACCGGCACGGACGGAGAUAGUGUAGCGAGCGGGAGAUCAGCGUGUGAUACGGGGAAGGUCAAAUGCCAAUCAAGCGCUGAACUGGACCCGAGCAGAACAAGUCAGGGGGACAGAGCCACCGGUGAUAGGAAAGGAAAUGGUGACACUCAAUAAGAGAAAGAACAGAGAGUAGAGUGAUGAGUAAAACAGAAACCCAGAAAGAAAAGUAAUAUGGAUGCAGGAGAAGUGAUGAACAGGAAACAUUGAUUCCGCUGCAUACAAAUACAAAUAUAAAUGUGAACACAAGGAGCAAAAUGAAUAUAAACACCCUUUAAGUUUCAUUAUUCUGUUCUCAGAGGGAAGAAAUGCAAACACAUGGAGACAGAGAGAGUGUUUGCCAAAUACAAAGUUUUAUUUCUGUACACAAAAAA